GUUAUCAAUCAAGAGUAUCCUAUACAAUCUCUCCAUCCCAUACCUCCUCAUAUACCAUACACUUCUCUCUCUCUACGAUCAAACUACGAACGGCCCUCAUCGCCACAUUUCUCUAAGAUCUCCAACCGAGUUUACACCACCCCUUCGCACGUCCUUUAGCUCCAACCCGGAAUUCACCUCCUUAGAAUCUUGGAAAUCUAAGAACCGAAGAAUCUCAGAAUUCAAGAACCGAAGAUAACAUACUAUAACCCAAUCGUUCAUUUGAAAACAAUAAACUCGAUCCUUGUUUCCUUACAUUUUUCGAUAAAAGAGGAUAGAUAAUCAGUGAUAUUUCCUCUAGCGUCUCGUUGAAGUCAGACCAUAUUUUCAUCGAAGAUAGACUCUUGCAGGCUAUAUAAAGUCAAGCAAUAUCUUACGAGGACUUCAAAAGGAAUCAAAAUGUCUACCAACGCUAAACGACGAUUGAUAAGAGACUUUAAACGUCUUGCUUCGGAUCCACCGGUAGGUAUUAGCGGUAGUCCUAAUCCGGAUAAUAUAAUGAUUUGGAAUGCUGUCAUUUUUGGACCUGCCGAUACACCAUUCGAAGAUGGUUCUUUCCGUUUAACUCUCACUUUCACAGACGCUUAUCCUAAUAAACCACCAACAGUACGAUUCAUAAGUAAAAUGUUUCAUCCUAACAUAUACGCAAAUGGUGAAUUAUGUUUGGACAUUUUACAAAAUCGUUGGAGUCCGACAUAUGAUGUAGGAGCGAUUUUGACAAGUGUACAAAGUUUGUUGAAUGAUCCUAAUGCUGCCAGUCCUGCGAAUGUUGAAGCUGCUCAAUUGUUCAAAGAGAAUACGAAAGAGUAUGAGAGACGUGUCAAAAUUACCGUUGAACAAAGUUGGGUGGACAAUCCUGAAGAAUUAGAAGCAGAAGUUGAAGCUUCCGCCAACGUAUCUGCCGGUAGUUCAACAAGUCCGAUUCCUCCACCCACAUCUACUGCUCCUUGAUCACCUCAUCCUCUCAGAGUUUCCGUUCUCUUAACUUUGUUUUCCUCUCUGAGUUCGAUUUCACGCAUAACUAUCUCGACAAAACGUCCUUCCGUUCCUACCCGACGUCAGGUAUCGUUAAAUGAAGAAAACUUUGAGGUUCACACAGGACAUUGGAAAGUGUCAUAAGAUGCAGGGGACGUGAUUUCAGCGGUUUAGUGGUGUAGUGGUGUAAUGGAGAAAUGUGACGUGGUGAAGAAGUUGGAGAAAACAUCAUUUGUCAGAUCCGUAAUACCAUUUUUUUGUCAUCUCAAUCGAGCAUGUAGCCUGUUUUCAGGUAUUACCAAAAAAGAACGGAAAAUGCAUGCACGUGUCAUUG
This is a messenger RNA of Tremella mesenterica DSM 1558, 1348 nucleotides long. RefSeq lists its product as uncharacterized. Gene Ontology annotation, cellular component: HULC complex. Gene Ontology annotation, molecular function: ubiquitin conjugating enzyme activity. The record is from RefSeq and is a predicted model, not a curated record. Gene Ontology annotation, biological process: DNA repair; protein polyubiquitination; proteasome-mediated ubiquitin-dependent protein catabolic process. Bases 439 to 990 code for a protein of 183 amino acids. NCBI's taxonomy places the organism in Eukaryota, Fungi, Basidiomycota, Tremellomycetes, Tremellales, Tremellaceae. The transcript has 5 exons.